UGAUCCCAGGUGCUGUGGACGGGACUGCCGUGCCCCAAUUUCCACCUGCUGGUGGCCUGUGGCAUUCUGGAUGCAGAGAGACAGGCACUCAUGAACUCUGGCUUUGGCUUCAAUGAGAUCCUGAAGCACAUCAAUGAGCUUACCAUGAAGAUGAGUGUGGAAGACAUCUUAUGCCGGGCUGAGGCGAUCUACAGGCAGCUGGCAGCUACUCCAGAUUUACCCCGUAAUGUCCAGGAAUUGCUGGGGCUCUCUGAGGGCAAAUCUCCAACUCCCAGCACUGACACAGCCAGCUCCCCGCAGCCGCUGUCACCCAGCCAGGCCCAGGAGAUGGAGCUGACGGACAGUGUUUCCCCAAGCCAGCCAGACAGCAGCAUCGAAAUCCUGCCUACUGAGGAGGCCUCCACCUCGCAGUCUCUCUCUCCUUGAAAACCUGUUGUUGCUGCUGCUGCUGCUGCUGCCACCAACACCAUCUUCUUAACACAAGCACUUUAACCAGAUAAGGGUGAGGGCUGGGAAGGGAGGCAGGGUAGAGGCUUUGAGAUGUGUCCCCCCCCCCUCCCUAGGAUUUAAUUACUCAAACAAACAUCAACCCUCUCUAAAGGCAAGUAGGGCUUGGGAACGGCUGUGUUCUUCCAGAGUUCCCCAGUGCUCAGUGUGCCUUUCCCACAAUGCACCGGGGCACGGCCACCUCUCUCAGAAUGUGGAAGGGCUCGUUUUUGAGGUCAGCUUCCUUCUUUCCCAGGAUGCGCGGAGACAGAAAGGAGCAAGUUGAAGGCACCCAUGCCUUUCUCUUCCACUUUGGGUUCUGAAGUGUUGCAGCUGAGUCUCCUAAAUUCUCCCUUCUGUUCCCGCUGCCUUUUUUCGUGACACACCUGUUUUGCUUCUUGAGGCUUGUUUACUAAGCAUCAGUCUGACGGCAACAUCUUUAUUAUUUUUGUUACUGUUUCCAGUUGCUAAUGAAACCUGCGCCUCAGCCCACAAAAGCUAGGAAACACAAGCUCUUUGGCAAAGAGAAUUGAGGGGGCAGCAGAUCAGAGCAACUGGAAAUGAGGAAUCCUUAACCAGAGGCUAGUUGGUGGAGGGAGGCUUGGUUCUCUCUGAGAAGAACAUGGAGUCAGUGGUUACGGCAGCGGAGGCUGCAAGGCAGAGCUCUUAGUUCCUUGGUCCUUUGCCAGGGAGUUCCUGUUGACGUAGCUCCUUGUGCUUCCCUCCCUUGGCUGGAAGAUUGGCUCCCUCCCUACUUGCCGCAUUCCUUUUUUUAGUGGGUUGCUUAUGAACUGACAACAGUAAGGAUACGAGGGGAAAGGAUCUCUGAUUUUGUUCUUCUGUGCCUCUCCAGCCUAGCGGGUUCGAUGCUUUGUCUGCAUAUGCCCCACUUCUGAUUAUUGAACUGCAUCCUCCUCAGCCCUUACCUUGGCUCCUUCGUUUCCUUUAUAACAUAACAUUAAAAAUGUAGUGUCACUCA
Messenger RNA from Lacerta agilis (Sand lizard), 1465 nucleotides. RefSeq names its product TBC1 domain family member 17-like. Bases 91 to 426 code for a protein of 111 amino acids. The transcript has 3 exons. The record is from RefSeq and is a predicted model, not a curated record. Lineage: Eukaryota; Metazoa; Chordata; Lepidosauria; Squamata; Lacertidae.